Xyrichtys novacula (pearly razorfish) is the source of this 33211-nucleotide messenger RNA. NCBI's taxonomy places the organism in Eukaryota, Metazoa, Chordata, Actinopteri, Labriformes, Labridae. The record is from the annotation of a GenBank genome assembly.
AAAUAAAUGCGACGCGGCUCUGUAUGGCCCUCAGCUUUCCAGCUUGUUGCGAAAACGGAUGUUCCUGCUGUUACAGGCCCAUGUCUGAAAACCCAGACAGACGGUCACAUUUCCACAGAAAGUCAGCUACAGCCGUCGGCGAAGUCAGAACAGGUAGGCGCCCAACUGUAUCAAAACCUCGCGUGUGUAUCCGAGUCGUGUAACGUUUACGUGCUCUUGCCUUCGAGAGGAAUUUGUGAGGCGUUUACUGUCAAAUCCUCUGUUAGCUCCUGUUAUUUCUUUAUCCGCAGCAGCAGCAGCAAGAUGGAGUGUGAGUGGAAGCCAGACGAGCAAGGACUUCAACAAAUUUUACAGCUGCUGAAAGAGUCUCAGUCUCCAGAUACGUCCACGCAGAGAUCCGUCCAACAAGUAUCCUUUUCUAAACCUGAUACGAACGGUGAAAUAUGUUAAGAAAGGUGUCAUGUCUUUGUAAUAUCGCAUCGGCUCAACAGGCUAGCCGCGGCUAAUACUAGCUGAGGUGGUAGCCGUUAGGAGCAGGUACGCAGGUGUUGACCGGUUCGUGCUUUAUGUCUCUUAGGAAAAGCAGGCCGUGUCGUGCUCUAUUUCUAAUAUUUGUCCAUUCAAAACGCGCAAAAUAUGCUCAGUAUUGGUGUUUAUUCGAGGUUAAUUCAACAGCCCCCCAUUUAUCGCAUGUAUGUUGCGAACACUCAGCAGUUAUUGUCUUCCUACACCUCCCACUUGCGUGAUGCUUCAGUAGAAAUAAUGUGAUUACAGUCAAUUCAUGCAACUCUCCUUUGAUAUAUCAUCUUACCUAACCUCCCAACGAGGCCUGGCAGUGUGCUGUUCAGUUCAGGAUAUAAUGAGCUUAAAACCAAGCAUGGUAUUGUUAGAAUUACACUCUAACAUUAUUUAUAAGUUGCAUGUCAAAUAUAUAAAAAAUGUGUUUUCAAGGCAAACAGAUUGUAAAUUUGUUUAACACUUAUGUUGCAGAUUAAUUUGAGCCAAAUUCAAACAUAGAGAUCAUCGUGGACUUUAUUUACUUUUCUUAAACAAGUUGACAUCUUGUUCCAGUGUUGGAUUUGUCUUUGUUUUUUUAUCCUGGCAUUCUGUCAAGUAGUUCAUUUCUGUGUUAUUUAAAGUCAUGAAGAUUAAUCCCAGCUUUAAUAGUUGAGCAGAUUUACCAUACAAACUUUGACAAUGAACUUCGAGGGCAAAAAACAGUAACAAGACAAAAAUUAAACAAGUUAUUAUCCUGUGUAGGAAAUACUUAAUAUCAUGAAAUGUUGGCACAAGAAAUUUUAACAUAUGAGCUGGAUAAUACUUGGUCAUUUUCUUGUGUUCACAGUAUAUAAAAUUUUACUUUUUAGACAAUUGGGGCGCCAUCCAAAGUGCCUGUUUAUUGGCAUUACUAAACAAAUAUGAGUUUUUAAAAUUAAAGCUCCUGUGAGGAGAUUUUUCAUCUCUUCAAAAUCAACUGAAAUUCAUGUUGAUGCCUUUUUAUUAUACACAAAAACAAAUAAAACCAUCCAUGACAGAUUUUAGAUUUUUUUACGUGUAAUUUUUAAUGCUUGAAUAUGGUGUGAGGGGGGUAGGUGUCAACAAAACAACCGAAGAAACAACUUUGUUUUUACAUUUUCCUCACAAAAUAUUCACAAAUGUUAAAUUUGACUGUUAAAGGCAGCAGGAUGAGAAUUUUUGUCAGAAGAUGAAACUGAAAGUUCAUCACAGGAGCUUUAAAAAAAAUGCUAAUUUGAACCCAAUGUGCAGAGACAGUUGUGUACAGUGAAAUGACCGGAGAGACUUUUUGGUUUGUGUGGCGCCAAAUUUUCUUUGUUGAACAUGUGAGCUUCUAGUGAAAUCUCCUGUGAGGAGCUUUUGAUUUCUGUCGAUUGUGGUCCCCCUAUGGACAGAGCAGUCUUUUACUUAUUUUGUCCUCUGCAGCCUUAAAUAGUGACUUGAUAAAAUCUCAUCCUGCUGACUUUUAGCAGUUAAACAUAUAAGUUAUUGUGAAUAUAUUAAAUAUUAAAAUACAUAUAUUUUCAACUACUCAACACCUUUUCAGUACCAAACAUUUAACGAGCAAUGUCAUAAAACAGUAGCUCUCUGAGGUUUUGAUAUUUAUACAAUGCAAGAGAAAAUGGGACUCAAUAUCUGCCUUUUUCAAAUCACACAAUUCAGAGUCUGUUUUCUUCCGGGAUAUUUUUAAAUCUAACAUCUUGAGUGGCUAGAGGACAAAUAUCAGAUCAUGACCAGACGACCAACAAGCUCUGGUUUCUCAACAAACAAGAUUUUAUAGUAAGGCAGGCAUAAAAUUCAGUUUGAUCUGCACAUGUCCUUAGAUUUUGUUUGGAGUAUUUGUCUUUCAGCACGACACAACAAGCAUCCUGUUGGUCUAAAAAUAAAAAGCGAGACUAUAAAAUGUGUAAAGGUGAUUUAUAGGCUUGACAUUGAAGGUUUGAUAAAUGCACCGGCAUCAAAGAGGGUAAACUAUUGCAUGUCAGGACUGUAAAAAGAAAGUAUGCUUUGGUUAAAUGCCAUCCAUUAUCUAUUUAAGUAUGAUAACACUAAAUUUAGCCAUGUAACAUGCAAGCCCGUUAUAAAUCUGUCCUGUAGUUUCGACUCUGUUGUCAAAUGAAAACGUACUGAAUUAUUUCCCAGAGGUCACACUGUAAUUUUGCUUUAGAUGAAGCAAUUAUGAUCCACCGCUCCGUGCCACCGGUCCGUAUGUUUUCUAUUUUGCUGCACGCUGAUCCCAAAUGAUUUGCUUAUGUAACGCCUCAUAUGCACCGCAUCAUUAACUCAUAGACCAACUCGUAAAUACGCCAUCUGGGUGGAGAUAUAAUGGAGCGAGUCUCAUCAUGUGACAUAUUUAUGACCACCUCCUACAAACAUGAAACCCGCUUCCCUUACAGACACACGCUGCUACGCUGAUACAUUACACCUGCAUGUAAACCUUCACUCAUUCUUCAUCUCCUCGCAUGGAAGUAAAAGGGUUUUCACAGCGUAAUGUAAUAGCACAGUAUAUGCACAGUUGUCUUCCUCAACCACGUCUUCCAGAGACUCGAGCAGCUGAACCAGUACCCAGACUUCAACAACUACUUGAUAUUUGUUUUAACAAAGUUAAAAUCAGAAGGUAAGCCCUCCGCCUCUGUCUUUGUCAUAUCUGCUCUGUUUUCUGAUGGGAUGGUGUCGCUGUCAGACGUGUCGUUUUUCUUUACGUAACUGCUCAGUCAGUGACAGGUCUGCUCGGCUGUGACUUGGCUGACCUGAUGCCAUGGAUGAUGUGGCACUCAGAAUAUGGGUCACUCUAAUUUUAAACCCAAUUCUUGGCAACUCUCAGCUCCGGGCCCAAUCAUCUGAAUAGUAGAUGACUGAAAUUUUGAGUAAUGUUUAAAAGACCUUGGGACGUUGUGCUUCUCGCAUAGAUCCAUAAAUAUUAACAACUGAGUGCAAUCAAAGGUUAACACGUCUUUUUUUUUAGUUGUAGGAAUAUAAAAAUGUUCUCACUAGUUGAAUGACAUCCAAAUUUGAACACUCUCCAAACUCUGCCUCUUAACUCGAAUCCAACUGUGUAUUUGUUCCCAGCUCAAAUUUUGUUUACCAAUUCAUUAAUCAGUGAUUUUCUCCCGCUCUCAAAGAUGAACCAACCCGGUCCCUGAGUGGGCUGAUACUGAAGAACAACGUGAAAGCCCACUAUCAGAAUUUCCCUAAUGGCGUGUCUGAUUUCAUCAAGAGCGAGUGCCUCCAAAACAUCGGUGACUCGUCGCCACUCAUCCGGGCCACUGUGGGUAAGUUUGAUCCUCCGGGUCCGCUGGGGUGUGAAGUCUGGCUUUCAUAGACGCUGUUUAGAUUUGUUUACUCGUCAUAACUUUUGAAAUGAGACAAAACAGAUGAAAUCCGGAGCGUACACAAAGGAAAUAAAAGGAACAUAUAGUAGCAAAAUAACUCGUGGCUGUUAUUGAAUGCUGAAUUUAGAGCAUAUGAAUCUUGAGAUGAAGUCUCAUGCGGCAAAAUAUGAUAACUUUUUUUCUUAACAAUAAAAAUGUUUUUGUAAUAUGUGCAUCAUCCUUCACUAGAAUAGGGAUCAAUUGGAUUUGGUAUAUGUGAUGUAGCCUUAUGGAUCUAUUAUUGGGGUGUUAUUGGUAACCUCUACAGACCUAUUACAGAUAGAUCAGCAUUUAAAUGACUUAAUUUAUAUAUUUAGAAGUCUUUUUACAGAAAAUGUGGCAAACGGUGCGAGAGGUGAUGGAAGUGAUCUCACCAGAUACUCACAGCAUUGUCUGCAGCACAUGUAGGAUUAGAGCUGAGCAGAUGCUUUUCUGCACUGUGACUGCUCUGGGCUAUAUAAUGAUUAUAUAGUUUAUAUCCUGUUAUUUUAGGUAGUGUUAUUAUAUCCUAUUUAGUAUUACUAAAUAGGGGGGAAAAGGAUGAUAUUUGUGAAUGCUUGCUCACUUGUCAUGACCCCUUCACAAACAAGCUCGCCAUACAACACUCAACUCAUGUUUGAGCAUGAGAUCAAAGAAAGAUGUCUUCAUCGAAUACUGUGCUGUCAUUUUUAAAUCUAUCAUAGCUUCUGAGUCUUUGUGAUCUACGCUUUUGUUUAUCUUCUAAUCACCUGUUUAUACAAACCAUCUUUGACAUCUGUUAUAUUUGACCGUUUGAGUUGUGUCGGCAAAGCUCCUCUUGUAAUAUCAAGCUUUGAAAACUGCAACUCCUCACUGGCAGGCACAUUUAACCCUUUGUAGAUCAUCCAGAAUGUAGUUGUGUGCAUGUAAUAUUGUGGUUUUUAGUGGAUUAUGAUGUUGUUUAGUUGCUCUGGUGAUGAAGAUUGGAUGACAUUACAAACAAACAAAGAAGAAAACAUGCUUUGACGUGCCUUGAGCACUGCGUCUAGCUGGAUUUGAAGCAGUUUGUGGGAGUUAAUCAUGUUGUUUCCUUCAGUUUAGAUCUGCUGGGUUAAAAUGAGAGUAUUGUAACAUUGUAAAUUACUACGGCUGAAAUCAUGCUAUUUCUAGACAGGGUUGUCUCAAAGUAAAGAUAUAUAUUAAAAAAAUAUGUAGGAGAUUUUUAUCAUGAAGAAUUAGCCAGAAAUCAUAUUUGCUAAUCACUGAAUUAACUGAGCUUUAGCAGGACUAUAAUUAGCCGUGACUGUCAGGAGUUACAGUAUUUACAGUCAUAGCCGCAGCCUGGAUUUAGGACAACAGAGUCAUCACCUGAAACUCAGUCUGAAGCAGGUAAACUCAUUGUGACAUGUAUGCAGAGAUGUAACUCGCCGACCUCAAAACAAGAGACUUGAUCUGCUGUGCCACAUGAUCAUGAUCACUUUUCACUGAUUGAAAAAUGACACCCGCCCUGACAUGAGAAGUCACAGGAGCUUGAAGUGUAUGUAAAAUUCAGACAUAUGCCAAAUACAUGCAGAACCAGUUAACAGCCAUUAUAUUCUGAUGCUUUAAGCCCCUGUUUAGGUAAUUCUUACAAUAAUAUUGGAUUUCCUCACAAUUGAGAACUUCUCGUCGAUGCAUAUUUGUGCUUUUGUGCCCCAGCAUGUCUAAAAGCGAACUCUUCUCUGACCAGGUAUCCUCAUCACCACCAUUGCCUCCAAAGGAGAGCUGCAGAACUGGCCCGAGCUCCUGCCUAAACUCUGCCUGCUGCUGGAUUCGGAGGACUACAACACGUGUGAGGUGAGGAUGACAAAGGAGACGUGGGUGGGAUCUGACUCCCUGCUUGUCAGUUAGAGCCUGCAGUGUAUGGGUGUAUCUUUGUCAUGGACAAUUUCACAAUGCUGCUGCUGCUGCUGGUGACACAAAGAUGCUUGAAUGCUGUGCCAGAGAAGAAUAGAUUUAUGUUACUAGAACAGGGCGUGAUAUAGAUGGUGUGUGUAUAUAUAUAUAGAUAUAGAUGGCUGAUGGCUGUAUAACUGCAGCAAAAACAGUCGCAUUUAUUUGCCUUUUAUGCGUUAAAUGUAAAUAUUAGAUUCAGAGCUUUAAUUUCUGAUAUUGAUUUGAGGUUACUGCACUGAUUUGUCCUUGCUACGUCUAAAAGGGACAUGAUUGUACUUUUCCACGGUCAAUCCUAAAUAUCAAACAUGUGGCACGUAAUAUAAGCCUCUCAAAUCAGCUUAAUCAGACAGCAUUAAACACAAACAUGGUAUAUAGCGCAGCUGGCAGGCCAGUGUCCUCUGCGGUAUAUUUUGACUUUAUUUGGACCUGAUGGUGAGUCCAUUGUUGAGUUAUUUAGGGCAGGUGGUAGAGUUGCUUUCCUUGAAUAUCAAAUUAAUCUGUCAAGUUCUCUUGUUGAUUUUAUUUUGCACAAUCGGCUCAUAAGAAGUCAGACAAUUUGGGAUUUCUGGAUUUCGCAAAAGCUUUCGUGUAGCUUUAUGAGAGAGAGAGAGGGAGAGACAGAGCUGGAUUAUGCGAGCGCAGAUUUGUGAUCAUAUGUCAUUCCGCACUUGUGCUGUAACUAAGCAUGUCUGGGCACACACACCGCUCCAUGCCCGCUGCUUUUAUUUGUUUAUUUAUUUACUGUGGGAAAGGAGAGUGAGAGCUGGGUCAGCCAUAAAGCAGCAGCUGGACCGAGUCCUGCUGGCCAGAUGAGCUGAAGGCAGCCUCACAGCUGGAGAGACAGCGAAAACCACAGAUUAUUCACCAUGGAAUCAGUUAUUCUGUCUCCAUCCUGUUUUUACCAAAACACCAUUAUGACCUCAUUUUCUGUCUUGGCUCACAUCAUCUCCUAGAAUAGCUUUUAUAACAUACAAGCCUACAAAAAUAGAAGCAUCCCUCUGUCUUAUACUGCAUAUUUAUAAAAGCCACGGUACAGUAGCUUGUCAUGGAUGUUGGAUGAUCCGAUCUGGUUCCAGAGUCGCGUUUUGGUUGGUAUUGACUGCAUGGUUGUUAAUAUUCUGUAUGCUGCAUGUGCUUGUGUGACAUCAGCCACUAUAGGGGGACUAAGAUAUGUUACAUUGCAGAGCAGAGACACAUCAAGCAGCAUAUGAAAUUCAGCCGUGUUGAAGGGCACUGCAAAUAGAUCCUAGCAGGAUUACCCAUCGCCACCUCACACAGCAGGAACAAUCAUAUGAUUUUUUUUUCUCCUUUUUUUAAACUGAGCUGUACCGGCUGAAAUUCACAAGAAGGAGUGUGACAGAGAAACGUCUUUCUCUGUAUUGCCACAGCCUACCCGUCUCCCCCUCGCUCUCCCUCUCUCUCACUCAUAAAGCUCAUUCAGAAGCUGAGAUUUAGGUCAGCUAUUUACUGCAGAGGAUCUUAAAGUGCAUGUGUGUGUACAGGGCUUAACAGUGAGCAGCCACCAAACUCCUCAUAAGAUGUGCUAUGAUUUUGAAAAGCAGCUUGGGAGGCUGGAAAAGCCUCUUAGAGACUGAUGUUGAAGAUGGUUCAGUCUGUGCUGGAUGGAAAAAUGUUGUCUAAUCUUGUGGUUAAAGGUGCAAAAUGCAUGUUCAAACUAUUUAUGUACUUUUGAGUAAAAGUCAGCAUAUUGAUAUUUGCUGGGAAAAGAGAUUCAGCACCACCACAGAUAUUUUCAUGCUUGGAAGCAAGAUCAGAUUUGUACGAAAAAGAUCAUUGUUUCAUUAAUAUAAUUUACAACACAAUAAACAUAACUAUUGUGUAAAGAGUAACUUAUCAGAAGACAUUUUGACUAUAAUUGUUAGGUAUUUGAGUUAUUGUUGCUUAGACUUUGCUUUCUUUAAAGUAACCUCCUCUGGCUUUAACAACAGCUUGGCAUAUACCAGGCAUUCGUUCCACAAGUUUUUUAAGGUAUGUUCCAGGGAUUGCAUUCCAAGCUUUCUUAAGUUCAUCAAAAAGAGACUGCUGAUUCGUGGGACGCAUUUUUCUGACCGAUCGAUCCAAAUCAUCCAGGUCUUUUUCUAUCAUCAUAACUUCCAGAUUCCUCUAGUUUCUUCAGAGUGUAGUGGACUCCUUUGUUAAACACCUUUUAGGCGUUUUGCAAUUUCUCUUUCUGUGUAUCCUUCUUUCCUCAAUGUACAAAUCUGUACUUUUGUUUCGUUACUCAGUUGCUUCUUUCUAGCCAUUUCUGUGGUAGUUUGAACACAGUUGAGAUUUAUUAGGAUUUUUGUAUACAGACUCUCAAAAGCCAAAAAGUUGAAGUGAAUAUUCCAACUGGGAUUUGUGUUUUUGCUUUUGCACUAAAGUUGUGACUCUUGCAAAUGUUUUCAACCCUAAAACUAAGCCCUUAUUAUCUUUUGCUGACAUACAUUUAGCAAUGGUCUGUUAACAUCAAUGUAUAUCUAAAGGUAAAUGGAGUAUAAUGGUGCAUUUCCAUAAAAGCAACAUCUGACCAUGGAGUAAAUACAUCCCAAAAUACAUAAAACUCAUGCUGGAUUUUAAGAAAAGCAUUGUGAACAAAAAAACGGUUACUCCCAACAGUUUGGCCUGUAAUGGCCUUGCUUCCAAACUUUUGGCCUGUAGUGUACCUUCACAUCAUGUAAGGUUGUGUUUUAUUAUGAAGGAAAGCUCUUUCAGGCGUGUUUUCACAGCGGCUGCACCUGCAGCCUUGUGGCAUUUGUGUCAGGUGGAACAAGAAGAGUGGGUGUCGUGGCUCCCCUUGAUCUGUGAUGGCUUGUAUUGAACUUCCAUUAUGCAUCUAUUUGGACUGUCGGAUGCAGAGCUGUUUCUACACAAUGACACAUCCUUUGAAAUGGUACCAAUACAGGUUGAUCUGCAUGCAGUUAGACGUGUGGUCAGUUUUCUACAUUUAUCAUUUCCACGGCUUUACAAAUGAAGAGAAAUUCAAAGUAAUCAUCUGCUUCCUAACUUGCAAAAACCAACAUCGUCAACAGGAGGAUACAAACUGGCUGUUAUUUAUUUAUCAUACCAGAAUGAUGAGUCUGAAUUUUGCAUCGUUAAAUGUCCAACUGUCUUCACAACCAGCACGAAAUCCCCUCAGGGCCCUACAGAGAUAGGAGGAAAUAAAAAGGAAAAAGUGGGAGGAAAGGCAGCAGAGAGCAAGAUUGAAAGAGGAGGAGACAUUUUCAGUAAAGCAUGCUCCAUGUUAUUUAUGAAAAACUGUAAAGCAUUUGGGAGGAGCAGUGUCAAAACUUAGAUAUCCUUACAAUUGCAAUGGGUUGACUUUCCUCUUAUAUGGAGCGCAUGUAUACAAGACACAACAGAAAAAUCAAGUUUGAACAGUGACUGACUUGAUUAUUUCAAGCAGUAUUCUACAUUAAAAAAACAUGAACAAGUUUAAUGUGGCGCAACUGAUCCCUUUUUUGUGAUUAUUCCAAAAUUAUUAUGGCCAUUAAUAGAAGCCUCAGUAAAAUGACUGAUUUUGCACAAUUUUGACAGUUAGAUGAAGCUGGAGAUGAGUUGGCUGUCAGCUACCCAUAAAUAAAUUAUCGCCAAUUUUAUGCUUUUAAAAGUUCCAGCCUUUUUAUACUCUUAUGUCUGAUAUAGUCUGAAAUGUUUACAGAGAGGUCUUGUGUUUGUGUCUGAAAAAAAGUAAGUACUCAUAAUAAAUGCAGCUUGAGGCUAAAAAUAAUGUAAUUUGUAAAAAGUAUGAAUGAUCCCCUUGAAAUGCUAAUCCAGGAAAAUAAGACCGACUGUCAGUUUCUGCAGGUGUCUUAAGCCUUGACGUGAUGUCCCAUCUUUACAGCAGACAGUGUGAAUGAAACUGAGACAUCGAGCAUCAGUGUCGUGCCAAAGGUUUUGAGCGUUGUCAUAGAAACCUUUUGAAUAACAAAAUCCAACAUCACCACUCGUACUUUGAUAUCUUUUUCAGGUUGUGCUCGCUCGUGUAAGGUUACAGAGCUGAAUGCGCCGUGUAUUUAAAGCAGUUACGCUCAUAUGAUUACACGCCGAGAGGCCAUUUGAUCAGUCUGAGUGUCUCCUGUGUCAUGCACUGACUUAACAGAUUUGCAAAGUCAUGUCAUGCCUAUCUGUCUCCAACAGAAUAAAUGUCUGCAGAUGCCAGGCAGUGAAGAGGGUUGACAGAACCGUGAUUGAAAGCUGGUAGCUGUCAAAAAUACGCCUGUCCUUUUAGGGAGCUGCAACAACGGAUUUAGAGAAUUCACACAAAUUCAACUAACUCUGGUCCCUUUUCUUCUCAAUUUUUAAAGUCUGACCAACCUCUGCAGCCAAUUAACCAACCCAUUAAUCUCACGGGCAUAAAAAUGUAUGCAAACAAAUUAGUUUCUUCAGCAAAUAGUCUAUUGAUCUCCUUAGAUCUGCUAUGUUGUGUACACAUCAGGGGAUAUUGUUUACAGGGUCACAAAUCUCUUGGGACUAAGGGCCUGUGUCCACUAACAACAUUGUUUAUGCUGACAGAGCUUAAAACCUCAACUUUAGAGUGCCUCUCACCUUACUAUAGUGAGGUUAUAAAAGUGUUCAGCGCACUUCCACCUCUAUCUACAAUGACUGUUAAGUCUUUUUGCAGAAAGUAUGCUUUUUGAUAUUUGGUUUUAUUUAAGGGCAUUUUACAAAGAAAACAUUCAAACAAGCGAUAGACGGAUCAGCUGCAGGUCUUAACUGUACCCUUGAAUAAUCAAGUGUGAGAAAUUUGUCCUUCAGACAAACCACCAUUGUUGUGGACAAAUGGUCCCACCCCUUCUGGAUUUUGAUUGGUUGUUGAUGAGUGCAGUGGUGGUCCUAUUGUUAAACUAUUUUCAAACGAGAGUGUGCACAGUGUACCAGACAACAAAUAACAGCUGAUGUUAACCGUGUUUGAAUGUUUGAUUAUGACACUGAAUGUUGAAAAUGUUGUAAACAGGCGCCUGCUGUGGAGAAAAAAAAUCAAAACCAACAAACAAAAAAAAAAGCCUGUAAGUGGACACAGGCCCUUAUAGUCUUGGUUGACUCUUUCUCUUCUCAAAAGCUCCCUGACAGCAGAGAUCUUUUGUUUUUAUUAGCGCAUUGGUCUCAGUCACUAAAAGUUUUAAACACUGCAACUUUUAUGUCAUUUUUUUUAAGCUGCAGCAUUCAGUUAUUUCAAGACUGCAAAAUCACAGAAAAAAAACCUCACAAAAUCCUGCAGGUAUCAAUCUGCUAUUUAAGAAGAAUUUGUGUUGCUGUCUGUUUUGGACAAGACACUCUGGAGAAGCAUGAUUUUAAUCUCACUGAUUAGAUCAUUUUAAAAGCUGUCUGCUCUCUGUCACUAUAUGAACUAUUUCUGUGUACAUCCAGAGAACAUUUCUAAGACAAAGAAAGGAAAGUCUACAUCAGUUCACCGCCUUGCUAACAUCAGGAUUUGCAGCAGUAGCAGUAGUAGAAAGAUUCCCCUAUGCACCACGCUGUACCCCUCUCCACACACUCUAUAAAAAGACACGAGCAGGUGUUUUGGAUGCCAAGUACAACAUUAGUGGUUAGCUUUAUAUAGAUUUUGCCUGAGAGCAGUUUUACUGUUCAGAUAAAUGACAGUUGGAAAGUGCUUGUGAGGGUCAAGUUCGGGUCAAACAAUCAUGUUUUGAAACGCUUUGUCAUCCUCGGUGCUCUUUCGUGUAGAAACAUUAUUUAAAGUUCCCCGACAGGAGUCGGCUCAGCUGGAGAAAUUCACCCUCCUCUCUCUCCCUCUUCUCCUUGGCUCGCCGUCGUCCACAUGACUCACAUUCUCAAGUUUAAUGAUCUUCCAGAGCACGACUUGAAGGGAGGAUUACACUUUAGAUGCUUUAGCAUCGCAGGAAUGUUAGGAGGCCACUCCCAUUGCUGUACCCUUCUCUGUUCACACAUGGACUCUCCACAGUGGGAGCUUGUCCUGUUCUAGACACUCUUCCUUCAGACAGGUUAGAAGGUAUCUUCUUAUAAAUGUGCAGGUGUAUCCUGACCUGUUACCUCAGCUGACUUUGAUCUUUUGAUACAAGUGGACACAUCUUUUUUUCCUCAUAAAACCAGAUUGUAGAAGUGGCUCCACUCUAAAUGCUCCUGCUAAUAAAAAUCAGUUUGAGAAAUCGCGGGCCAACCACUUCAGAGACUCUGUGAAUGAAAGCAUGUGAAGGAUCAGCCUCAACCAGCCCCUGAACAGUGAAUAUGAAACAGUAGAAUCAAAACUGGAAUUUAGGUCUACAGGUUUUAAUGAGGUCAAACUGCAGAACUCUCACUAGUAAUUAAAUCUGAAGCUCAAUCCCAGAUCUGGAGUACACUGAGUGACCUUGGAUCCUGUGUUUGGCAGUUCAUAUGUGAUUUUUAAUUGUAGGCAUGUUUAAGUUGUGUCCUUAUACCGUAUGGAGCUGCUGCAAUGGUUGAUAUAUUUUGGACUUUAUGUGACCAUCGAGUCUCAAGUCAUUGGAGGCGCAUGUCAGAGUCAGAUAGUGUUUCUAGAUUACAAAAUCUUGGUUCUGAUUGGCUCACACCCCACAGUCAGGAACAGUGUGUUAUUUCUCGACAGUUUACUGUUGCCAUGGACACGACCCCAAUCAUAGACUCCAAAUCUGAAUCUGCCAGAAGAAGUCCACUCCAUGAUGUGGAAAAGGAAAGCGAAACAGCUGAGGAUGCAGUAGAGGUUCAAAACAAAGAACUCUGGACAACAGCAAUAAAAUCUAUAAAACAAAGAUGGCUUAUACGAUGGCUUACUUAUAGAGUUUUUUGUAGUCUUUUUUUAGAGCAUUAAAAUGUUCUCCUCCAUCACCUUUUUUGCUCCUUUUUCACUCCUCUUUAAGACAAUCAGACUUUUCUGUGUACUAAUAAGAGGAAAUGACUUAAUUCACCUUGGCGACUCUUUGUCUUUUCCUGUUUAUGACCUUGACUCAGUCUCAUCCCUCUCCCUCUCCCUCUUCCUCAUCUUACUUUGCCCCCCCUCCGGCUCCCACAUUUUUUUUUUUUUUUUUCCGAGACUGUUCUGUAUCUGUCAUCUCAAAGGAAUGCCGACACUGGAUUGGUUUCCAUGGCAACCCGUUUCAGACAUUUCGUCGGUGCCGGUGCUGCGCCGUUGUAAUCUGCCUCUCAGACUGCGUUUUAGCGAGAGAGACACUGAAGUCUGCAGCGUAUUGUGAACAUGCAUACUAACCAUCCGUCGAGCAGCCAGUGUUAAGACACACAGAGAGAGUGUGUGUGUGUGUGUGUGUGUGUGUGUGUGUGUGUGUGUGUGUGUGUGGGGGGGGGGGGGGGGGGGGGUCUGUCAGACUGCUUGCUGACUGUUUUGAAGGUUAUUGGAGCAGAAGCGAAUGAAUCCCAUUGUAGAUUAUGGAUGAACACAUUUUUGUUGCUCACACAAAACUAGACUAAGAUCCUCUAAGAAAGCUUCCUCAGUUAAUUAGUCAUCAUUUAUUAGCAAUUUUUUUGUUUUUUUUUCAUCAUUGAUUAAAUUAAUAUUGAUCUGCAAAAGCAAAUAUAGCCAAUUUUUAUAGUUUAUAUUUGUGCACAUGAUUCAUAGAGAUGUGUUAUGAGAAUGUAAGCACGGAUGCAUAUGUGUUUUGUUCUAGGAUCCCCCAUUAGCCAUUACUGAAGUAGUAACUCUUGCUCUCAGGGUCCAUACAAAACAGGAUAACAUGAAACAUUAAUUAAGACAACAACAAUUAAGACAAUACACAUCAUUGGGGAAAAAAAGUGACAAAAUAAAUAUCCUUAAGAUUUAUUCCUCCUGCUCAUCCUCAUUACUGAUUUGCCUCAAAAUAUAGUGAGAGAAAGAAGAGACAGAAAAAAAAUAGUAUUAACGUAAACAUCCCUGUUGUUCUGAUUUAUUGCUUUUGCUUAACCUGCAGUCUGAUUUUAAACAUUGAAUGUAUAAAGAUGGAUGACACGCCUCAACCACCUCUAGUUGUACAAGAUGAGGUAGAAAAAAUGUAUCUGGACAGUAGAGAUCGUUUGAGGGGCCGUGCAAUGAAUGCUUGCACUGCCAAUCGUUAUGCUCCCUAAAGGCACCGUAUAAAACAGUGAAAAAAUCUGCAUGAAAUAUACAAUUUUACAAAAAUCGGCAUGACAUAGAAAAUCUAACAACACAAUCUGUGUUAAAGGGAAAAUAAAUCCGAUGUGCAUUUUGAUAACAAAGCAGUAUCUAUUAUCAUAAAGGUGGACUUUAUGACCUAUACUGCUGCCAUUCAGUGAGGAAGGGCCCACGUGUUUUGGUUUCACUUUUGGGAAGCAUGAUUUUAUACAGGUUAUUGUUAUAACCAGCUUUAAAUCCAGAGAGUCAAGACUCAAAUCUUGAGAUAUGUGGAAAAGGAAAUAUAUGACAUAAAUUAAGAAAAUAAUCAUUAGGAUGAAAGGCAAGAACUUGAUUUUUACAGAACUAAAUAAAGGGUGUAAAAUUAUCAUUAUACUGGCAAUGUUGUACACAGACAAAUCUCUCUUUUUCUGUGUCUUUGCAUCUUUAUGAUUUUCUGGGAGUGGACUUGCCUUCUUUGGGGAUAUUUCCAGACAAAAAGCUGUCUAGACAAAUCUAAGUGCAUCACCUCCAGGGGUAGGAUGGCUUACUCGAAGCUGUCUCUGCGUCUAGACAGGCUUAAUCCAGCGAUGAGCAGCCAGAGGAUAUUUCAACGUUGCUUUUAAUGCGUAUUCCUCCUUGAAUUUUGCCCUGCCUUGAAUCAAUCAGAGCGCUGAGAUCACCACUCAGUGCUGAAUAUUUUAACUGUUUAUGUAUUGUACUGUUGGUUAAACACUCCAGCGUAUAAAUCAAUUACUCAUUUGAGAUGGACUGUUUUGAAAAGUGAAGAAAUGUUUCAUCAUGUUGUAAUUGAACAGAAGCAUCCCUCUCUCUUCUUCCAACCUGAGAUGAUAACAGGGUUGUAAAUCUUUCCUCUGCUGUGUUUCUUUCUUGUGUCCCUCAGGGAGCGUUCGGAGCCCUGCAGAAGAUCUGUGAGGACUCUGCAGAGAUCCUGGACAGCGAUAUGCUGGACCGACCUCUCAACAUCAUGAUCCCAAAAUUCUUACAGUUCUUCAAGCACAGCAGUCCUAAGAUCAGGUAACGCAUUCACCUCCAAUUAAGUAUAAGUUAAAAAUAAUACGCUCUGAAUCUAAUUUGAGAGGGAAUAAAUCAAGUAAAUCUGGUUCCACGUUGCACAUUUUACAUGUUUAUAUAAUGAUCAAGUUUUGUUUUAUAUAUCUGUAUGGCUGCAAGUCUGAAUCCCCUUAAAGCUCUAUUAUUUAUCAUAGUUUUGUUGGAAAUUACAAUCCAUCAAUCUUAUACCUUAAAGUAGGCCAUAUACAUAAAGCCCCUCCCCCUCUCUUCUAUUAUUAACGCCUCUAUCUGGAACAUAUCUUAAGUCAUAAAUAAAUCACGUCCCAGUGAGUAUGUUGUAUGCACUACACGCAUAGUUCAUUUAUGAAUUUACACAAUAUGUUCAGAUUGUGAUCUUUAUAUAAUUGUUCAUUUAUAUAUGUUUUUCUAGUGGUGCAGAAGGAAAUGUGCGUGUGUGUUUGUGUUAGGCUCUUUAAGUGUUGGUGUCUGUGUUUUCCAGGUCUCACGCCAUCGCCUGUGUCAAUCAGUUCAUCAUCAGCAGGACUCAGGCCCUCAUGCUGCACAUCGACCCUUUCAUCGAGGUUAGUCUGCACUCUGUUCAACUCCAAACGACACACAGAACACUGAUGCAUGUGCCAUCAGGGGGCAAACUGUCCAUCCCCAUUAAGAAAAACCCUCCUCAGGUCAUUAUCUCUCACCUGGCUAAAGUGAGUUAACGCACUGACAGUUUGUUAAUGGUUUACCUCUGAGCUCUACUUCGUGUACAGUGGAUAUAAAAAGUCUACACACCCCUGUUCAACUGCCAGGUUUUUGUCAUGUAAAAAAAGUUAAAUCACGAUAAAUGAUUUCACAACUUCUUCCACCUUUAAUGUGACCUAUAACCUGUACAACACAACUGAAAAACAAAUAGAAAUCUCUCAGGGAGGUGAAGUAAAAACAAACAACUAAGAUCAUGUGGUUGCAUAAUGUGCACACCCUUUAAUAACUGGGGAUGUGGCUGUGUUCAGAUUUAACCAUUAAGAUUCAAACUCAGGUUAAAUUGGAGUCAGCACACACCUGUCACUAAUUAAAGUGCCUCUGAUCAACCCCAAAUAAAGUUCAGCUGUUCUAGUAGGUUUUUCCUGACAUUUUUGUAGCCACAUCUUCCAGCACAAGCCAUGGUCCGCAGAGAGCUCCCAAAGCAUCAGAGGGAUCUCAUUAUUCAAAGAUAUAAGUCAUGUGAGGGCUACAAAAGAAUUUCUAAGGAAUUAAAUAUACCAUGGAACACAGUAAAGACCGUCAUCAUCAAGUGGGAGAAAUAUGGCACAACGGUGACAUUACCAAGAACAGGACGUCCGUCCAAAAUUGAUGAUAAGACAAGAAGAAAACUGGUCAGGGAGGCUACCAAGAGGCCGACAGCAACACUGAAGGAGCUGCAGGAAUUUCUGGCAAGUACUGGCUGUGUAGUACAUGAGACAACAAUCUCCUGCUGUCUUCAUAUGUGUGGGCUAUAGGGUAGGGUGGCAAGAUGGAAGCCUUAUCUUACAAAGAAAAACAUCAAAGCCCGGCUUAAUUUUGCAAAAAGACAUCUGAAAUCUCCCAAAUGCAUGUGGGAAACUGUGUUUUGGUCUGAUGAAACCAAAGUUGAACUUUUUGGGCAUCAUUGCAAAAGGUAUAUUUGGUGCAAAAUCAACACUGCUCAUCACCAAAAGAACACCAUACCCACAGUGAAGCAUGGUGGUGGCAGCAUCAUGCUUUGGGGCUGUUUUUCUUCAGCUGGAACUGGUGCUUUCGUCAGGGUGGAGGGAAUUAUGAACAGUUCCAAAUACCAGUCAGUGUUUGCACAAAACCUUCGGCCUUCUGCUAGAAAACUGAAGAUGAAGAGGAACUUUAUCUUUCAGCAUGACAAUGACCCAAAGCACACAUCUAAACCAACAAAAGAAUGGCUUUACCAGAAUAAGAUUGAGACUUUGGAAUGGCCCAGCCAGAGCCCCGACCUGAAUCCCAUCACACAUUUGUGGGGUGAUCUGAUAGAUUGCGAGGGCAUCUCCUGAUCUCCAAAUAUUUCCACAUCAAGGUGUGCCACGCUGAUAGACUCCUUUCCAAAAUACUGAGUGCUGUAUUCAAAGUCAGAGGUGCUGCAACAAAGUAUUAGUUUAAGGGUGUGCAUAUUUAUGCAACCAGGUUAUUUUAACUUUUCUUUUUUUUCAUUUUUCCCCUUAAAGGUUUCAGUUUGUUUUUCAGUUGCAUUGUACAGGUUAUAGGUCACAUUAAAGGUGAAAGUUGUAGAAAUAUUUAUCUUGCUAUCAUUUUCCUUAAAUCACAAAAACCUGGCAGUUGAACAGGGGUGCAUAGACUUUUUUUAUCCACCGUAGCUCUAAAUGUCCAUGUCUGUCUCAAGUAUUCAUUUGAACCACACAUUACAGCGCUUUAUUUAGGUUUACACAAGUUAUUAUAGUCAUGAUUUGCACGUUUGACUCUGUCGUUCUCUCCUCUGCAGAAUCUGUUUGCACUGGCGACAGACGAGGAGCCGGAGGUAAGGAAGAACGUGUGCAGAGCUCUGGUCAUGCUGCUGGAAGUUCGUCUGGACCGUCUGCUGCCACACAUGCAUAACAUCAUAGAGGUGAGUGACAAACUCUUAACGAACAUUCUGGUGUUAUUUCAGCUAAAUAUAGCAGGAGAAGUCGUGUACAACGGCGCAGAACUAAAUUUGGCCAUAUGGUGGUGUCCAUUAGAGGAACACAGUCCUGGAACUUACUGCCAGUUCCCGUCAAAAGCUGUCACGACUACACCACCUUUUAAAAAGGCCCUUAAGCAGUGGUUAAUAACAAACAAUCAUCUCAUGUUUUCUACGUGAAUAGGAACUAACUCUGUAUGUAACAUUUUGCAUGUCUUAUCUGUUUGUUGUAGUGUAUUGUGUGUAUAAUGUAUUGUUUCUAUGUUUUUAAACAUCUAAAAUUAGCAUUUAUGCUAAGUCCAGCAUAUUUACAUUAAUGCUUUUGCUGACACGUCAAUUAAUGUGCAUUGUCCUAAUCAAAUAAACAAAAAAUGACAAAAACAAAGUCUCAAUUAAUUUACCCUUUUUGGUCCUUUUCUUUCAAUUCUUCUUCUUCUAUUUCCUCCUUUUUCCCUUCGAUAAUAAAUUUAUCCUUCAUUAUUCUGAAGCCUGAUUAAGUUUGGUCUUCACUGCUGACCUUUUUGCCGUGUUCAGAAACUUCUAAAAACCUCUGUGUCACAUGGAUCCAUUUCAGUUAUCUUAAACAUUAUUGUGCCUUGAAGACUUCCUUCCAAUCUGCAACUGAGAGCAACAAAGACACAAACGCACAGUCUUUAAUGCUUUUUCAGAGAGCUGCUGUGCAGCACUGAUUGUACGGAAAUUCAAUUGCAUCCACAUUUAUUCAUUUAAUAUUUAUCUCUGCAGGGACGAGUACAAAGCAAAUAAACAGUGGCAUAUCCUACAGAGUUUAUAGCUUCAGCUCAUUUGCUAGUUUAAUCCCUAAAUGGGCCUUAAAAAUGCAUAAACUUAAACAUCAAACGCACUCAGAAUAAAACUAACUUAAUAGUAAAACAGUGUGUGAAAUAUCUCUCAAUAAAACAGGAAGCAAAAGAUUUUACAUACAGAAACUACAAUGUUUAGCAGAACUAUUUACUGUAUUUUUAGUCAUUUAAAGUUUUUAAGGUGAUUUUUUUUCUUCAUGUCAUCUCAGUACAUGCUGCAGAGGACUCAGGACCAGGAUGAGAACGUGGCCUUGGAGGCCUGUGAGUUCUGGCUCACUCUGGCAGAGCAGCCCGUGUGUAAGGAGGUGCUGUGUGGACACCUUUCCCAGUAAGAACACACACACACACACACACACACACAUACACAUACACAUACAAGUGUAUACAAUGGUGAACCCGCUACUUCUAUUACAAGCUGUUGAUUCAUAGCAACCUUGGCCGAUAGUUGUUGAGGACCUUGUACUUGAGGAUGAUAUUUUUCUCCCUCACCUCAGGACGUCUGAUUAAGAACCCUGGCCGUUGACCUCAGCUGUAACAUCUGUCACCACACUGUCACAUUACACUGUGCCCACAGCAGGAGUCACGUGUGAGUGAUGGCUGCUGGGCUUCGACCUCUCCUUGCCCUUUGUUCUCAUCAUUCUUCCUCUGGCUUCCUCUCUAGGCUCACUCCGGUGCUUGUCAACGGGAUGAAGUACUCUGAGAUUGACAUUAUCCUGCUCAAGGUCAGUUUAUAUAGCUUAAUACUUGGACUUGUGGGCGAGAUGACACAUUGCCUCAUGACUCAGGAUGACAUGUGGUUCAAUUAAGUUGUUUAUGUCUCUGUUUUGGAGUAAGAUUCAUGUGAAUGUCUCAUUUUUAAAGACGGUGGAAUACUGAUAGUCACAAUAGCUUCAAACUGAAAUGGAUUUAAAACGUAUUUAAAAUAAGUGUCAAUCUUAAACCAAAUUAUAGUGAGCUUUUUGUAAAUUUUUUGACAUUUUAUUUAAAUUAGCAUUUUUUACAACAAUUGAGCAGUUGUUUGUGCUUUGCAAAUCACACCAUAUUGGUUUUGUUUUUGUCUCAUAACUAGUCCAAUAUCUCAAAUAUCUCAGUUUAGGCCACAUUGACCUGACAAUUCCAGAUAUCUUUUUAUUAAAAUAUCUUAAAACCAGAAGUAAUACUUUUUACAAGAUUGGGAAAUGAUCACAUACUGCCCUGGCAGCAGGGUUCCCACUCAAAUAUGGAAAAAAAUUUAUAAAUUUCCAGGUCUUCAAAAGUAUAGACAAAUAUUUGUUUCCAGAUGAUGACCAUAGUUCUGAAAGACUGUUUUCUAAAUGCAGGGUCCCUGCACAGUUGGAACUUCCAUACUUUUUAGAAUUAUUUUUGGAAAUACCUACUUUUCUAUUUUAGAAAACAGUAUUUUGUAUUUUUUUUUUUAACGUGGUAAUAGUCUGGAAACCUAAAUAUUUUUUCAUUCUUCAUUUAGCAUACUUUUGAAGGCUUGGAAAUUGAUCAAAUUACUUCUAAACUUUUCCACACUUGUGAAUAGAAAAGUUGGUAGUUUCAAAAAUAAUUCUGAAAAUGAGGGUAUGGAAAAGUACGGAAAUUCCAAGUGUGUUGAAACCCUGUGGCAGACAUUUUUACCCAUUUCAGUCACUAGAGUCCUUAUUGUUCGUUCGAUAUCUUGAAGUAAGAUUUCUAUAAAGAGCUGGAGUCAGUGCGGCUCAUAUUUCGUAUAAAGAGAAAUUCUGAAUUAUUUCCUCAUGGCCUCCACUUGUUUGUAGAGUCUACAGCAACAACAAAAGUCAGUCUCAGUUGAUUUUUUCAUGUUUGAAUGAUUUCCCCUUUUCAACAUGUUAUCCUUUUAAAUUGUUGUUUGUCGUCAGGGUGAUAUCGAGGAAGAUGAAGCCAUUCCUGACAACGAGCAAGACAUCAGACCGCGCUUCCAUCGCUCCCGCACUGUCGCCCAGCAGCAUGAGGGCGAUGGCAUCGAGGAGGAUGAAGACGAGGAUGAUGAGCUGGACGAUGAUGAUGAUACUAUCUCAGAUUGGAACCUGCGUGAGUUCAGUGCAUGUGUCGGAGGAGAUGUCUAGAUUUCCUCCCUGCCUCUGUUUCACUUUGAAAUGUCCCUUUUCUUCCUGACUUCCCUGUCUCAAGAUGUUUUAAUAACCUUCACGUGUUUCUGUGUGCUGUACUCGUCAUGUCUGUAUGAUGUCUGUCCGCAUCCUUCUGUGUGUGUUUGUGUGUCUUUUUUCUUUUACCAAACAGGGAAGUGUUCGGCUGCAGCAUUAGACGUCCUGGCAAACGUGUUCAGAGAUGAUCUGUUGCUGCACAUUCUGCCGCUCCUCAAAGAGCUGCUCUUCCAUCCAGAGUGGGUGGUGAAGGAGUCCGGCAUACUCGUGCUGGGGGCUAUCGCUGAAGGUAAAAUGCUGGGCCUGGAUGAAAUGAUUGUUUCCUUCUAAAACUGUGCAGCUCUGAUUGGUAACAAAUGAAGGCAUGACGCUGUUCCUGCCUCUAUCUCCAGGCUGUAUGCAGGGCAUGAUCCCAUACCUGCCAGAGCUCAUCCCUCAUCUCGUCCAGUGUCUGUCUGAUAAGAAGGCUCUGGUGCGCUCCAUCACCUGCUGGACGCUCAGCCGCUAUGCACACUGGGUCGUCAGCCAGCCCCCAGAUACUUACCUGAAGCCUCUGAUGACGGAGCUGCUCAAACGUAUCCUGGACAGCAACAAGCGCGUGCAGGAGGCUGCUUGCAGGUGAGCACGGACUCUUAAAUUUCACUGUGUUUUGACGUUUUCUGCACACACUCAGAUGUCUUGACGUUGCACACUCCGUUUCCUCUCCUUUGACUCUCAGUGCCUUUGCCACUUUGGAGGAGGAGGCGUGCACAGAGCUGGUACCCUACCUGGCCUUCAUCCUGGACACACUCGUGUUCGCUUUUAGCAAGUACCAGCACAAAAACCUGCUCAUCCUGUACGAUGCCAUAGGGACGCUUGCUGACUCAGUGGGGCACCAUCUCAACAAACCAGUAUGUAGAACACAAUCAUGCAUAUUUUUAUGGGAAUUACAAGAGUUGAUGUUUCACAUUUAACUUUUUUGUUGUUGUGGUAGAGGCAAGUGAACUUUUUAAUGCUGUAGUAAUAAAAGAUAAUACCCAGAAGUGUUUGCAUUAAUGCCUAUAAUUACCACUCACUCAUUAGUUGCAUACUGUGUCUUUAUAGAGGCUACAUUAAUGUGUGUUUUUAUAGGAGUACAUCCAGAUGUUGAUGCCCCCGCUGAUCCAGAAAUGGAAUCAGUUAAAGGAUGAGGACAAAGAUCUCUUCCCUCUAUUAGAGGUGAGUCCCUCAUGUACGCUUCUGUCAGUCCAAGUUCUCAAUUAAAGAGGCUGCUGACUGUAUCUGACCCCCUGUGUGUCUGUCUGCCCUCCUCAGUGUCUGUCGUCUGUAGCCACUGCCCUGCAGAGCGGUUUCCUGCCAUAUUGUGAACCAGUGUACCAGCGAUGUGUCAACCUGGUUCAGAAGACUCUUGCUCAAGCCAUGGUAAGUCGAGAAUCCUUUGACAGUACAUCAGCUGAUCCUAACACCAGUUUUAUCAGCUGGUAACACAUGCGGCGGCGGCACUCGGUGUAGAUCAGGGAGCUCUCAGAACCGCGAGAUACAUCUUAUCAUGCGCGAAUAAUUAGAUCUCUUGGGAGAAGUGGUCCCGACUGAAAAACGAGUCCUCCGGGGAUCCUGAUAGAUAAGCAAAUCAACUUUUUCUUUUUUACCUGCCGCCCUUAUUUCUUCCAGCUACAUCAGUCCCAGCCAGACCAGUAUGAGGCUCCUGACAAAGACUUCAUGAUCGUGGCUUUGGAUCUACUCAGCGGACUGGCCGAGGGUUUAGGAGGAACUAUCGAGCAGCUCGUUGCUCGCAGUAACAUCCUCACUCUGAUGUACCAGUGUAUGCAGGUGAGCAGCAGUAAAAACCUGACAUUUCCUGAUGCACUGAUUCAGUCUCUGCUGUGGUUUACCUUUUCUUUCAUCUGUCACCGUUCAGGAUAAAAUGCCAGAAGUGCGUCAGAGUUCCUUCGCUCUGCUGGGGGAUCUGACUAAAGCUUGUUUCCAACACGUCAAACCGUGCAUUGGUAUGUGGCGUCAACCGAAAUCUGAACAGUUUCUGAAUAUGCUGUGAGACACAUUCUGAGUUAACUUGCUCUCCUUCUUGCAGCUGAUUUUAUGCCCAUACUGGGUACAAAUUUAAACCCAGAGUUAAUAUCAGUGUGCAACAAUGCAACAUGGGCAAUCGGAGAGAUUUCUAUACAAAUGGGUGAGUUUAUUUCUUUCUUUUUCUCUGAUUUUAACAUUAUAUCUCUGCUCAAACUAAAGAUAUUCCAAUACCAGAAUCAAAAGUGUCAACAUGCCUAAUCAGACUUUUGGCAAAUAAACCACUCUAUGCAUCCAUCUUCUGCAGAAUGAAUCUCUGAUCUUAAACAGCAAGCUGUAGCGCUUAUUCCAGUAUUGACCUUGAUUUUGAAGUUAUAAUCAGUCAACAUGCAGAGUUUAGCAGUUUAACAACAAAAAUUAUUUUUUACUAAUGUUUUUCAGUGAAAGUAAGACAAGUCUUCUCCAUUCAGAGCUCAAUUCAGUCCCAGACGAGUUAGUUUUUUUCGUCUCUGAAGUGUCGUCUUGGAGAAUGUUAACGUCUCUUUAUAAAGUUGAUUACCCAGAGCCUUCAUGGCUUACCUAACUGAUAUGAACCUGAAUGCAGGGAUAGUUUUAUUUAGAUUUUCUUGCAUCCAACUAAUCUUCAUUUUGACGCUUAAAAUCUGACUUUGCUUUGUCCUCAAGAGGAGAAAACAGGGUUCCUACACAGUUAGAAUUUCCAUACUUUUCCGUGCCCUAAUUUUUAGAAUUAUUUUUGGAAAUACCGACUUUUCUAUUUUUGAAAACAGUCUUUCAGAACUAUGGUAAUAGUCUGGAAACAUAAAUAUUUUUCCAUACUUGAUUUUUCAUUUUUCAGACGUUUUAAGACCUGGAAAAUGAUCAAAUUUAUUUCCAUACUUUUCCGUACUUUCCAUACUUGUGUAGGAACCCUGAGAAGAAAUAACUUUGAAUUUCUUGUAUGUGUAAGAGAAGUCAGAUUGAUUAUGUUUGGUGCAUUCAAUGGAAUAGGAAAAUCUGAAUGGGAAACGGCUUUCAAACUUUUGAUAAGAAACAGAUUGUUAACUGCACUUACAGACAGAUUUCUGUUUAUAGAGUCAGCAGAUUAUAACCAAUAUAAGGCGUCAAUCUGUGUCAGCUGCAGAGCCUCCUUAUUUCUGAUUGGUUAAUGCUACUCGAACUACACCAGAACAGCUCAGAUUCAUGCUAUUUAAAAACGAUUUAUUAACCGGGGUCAGCCACGUUUUAAAAACAGGGGUGUUGAAAACGGUAUCAGAGUAUUGGAACAUCUCUAGUUUAUGCUCCAGAUUUAGAAACUAAUUUAAGUCCACAGAUUUUUCUCACUAUUUUCGACCUCCUCAGGGCCUGAAAUGCAGCCGUACAUCGCCAUGGUGCUGCACCAGCUGGUGGAGAUCAUAAACAGGCCAAACACCCCAAAGACUCUCCUGGAGAACACAGGUACCACUCGGUGGCAGUGCUGAGCCAGCCAGCCAGCUCGCCUGCCACACACAGGGAGGUGCUCACACACUCAGGCCCAUUCAGUCAGGAUCCACCACAUUCAUCAGGGUGCCUGUCCUGCCCCCCCCCCCUGUUUAAUCUCUACCCAAAGAAAACCCUUCCCAAGUCUUGAGCCUUACAGGUUUCGCUGCUUUCACCAGAGCACGUGAAAUAUUUCUGCUGUCGAUUCGCAAAGUGGCCGUGUAAAUAAAGAUGAAAGAAAAUGAAACCCCGGACUCGCCUGGGUGUGAAAUUCCCGACAGUCUCGAAUUAAAGCGAGACGUGUAAGUGCCCAGACUUGGGAUUCACUAAUGUGGACUGACCCUGCACCAGAUAACUGAAGCAGAACAACGUAGAGCAGAGAGAGAGAGACGGAAAGGAGAAUUCACACAGUUAGCUUCUAACACUUAAAGAAUAAUCACUCAUGAAUGAUUGACAGAGCACCUAAACUGACUAAAUGUAGGAGACCCAGACUAGAACAUUUUAAUAAAAGGUUACACUCUCGCUCUUGUUAUUGCAGUCCAAUUGGAGAAAGUAAGAGUCAAAUAUCCUAAAAAGGAAAGCAUUCAAGGGCCAGGUGUAACCAGCUAAAAUCUAAUGAACCUAGGGACUCUGUAGAUGUGUUCCUGUUUGUUUGCUGUCAGUUUAUUUGUUGCUUUUAUUUACUGUUCUUUAAAUGUGGAUGCAUAUCUGCCAAUAGAUGUUAAAUGUUGUUAAGAAUGGCCAACGUUUGAUGCAGGAUACAUGAGAAUUACAACUGUGAUGCUAUUUGGGCUUUGUUUGAUUGAUGUUUCUUCCAGAUCACUAAACCGUCUCUACUUUUUCGCUUGAUUUCAAUGUAGCGAUUGAAAACCAGAGGUAGGGCUGGGUAAAAAAAAAAAAUAAUUCUAUAAAACUGAUCUCUUAAAAUCUGACACUAGAAAAACUUUUAAAGAUGAAACAGAGCCGUAUGCAAGACGUGCGACAUAGGGCUUGGCGAUUAACGGAAAAUUUACAGAUACCAAAAUUUACGACAAUAACCAACGUCAUUUUGCCCAUAUCGGUACAUUUGGUGUCAAAAAAAUAAUUAAAUAAAAGUUGUGUUUGGAUGUGUGUAGGUAGGCUAUGGUCUCGUGCCCCUUUAAGACGCUGUAGUCUGUAACAAAGAGGGAAAGGCAGGUGAGGAGAUGGAGGACAGAUCAAAAGUUGUAGCAGCUGAAGUAGACGAAGUUAAUGUGGGAGGGGGUGAGCAGCUUGUGAAGUAGUUAUCGUCCAUUCAUCGUUAUUGAGGUGAACUGUCAUUUAUCGUGAUAUUGAUUUGAGGCCAUAUCGCCCAGCCUUAGUGCAAGAUGAUAGUGAAAUACUGUGGAGAUACUGCAGACUUUCUAAACCAGUCAGCAAGGCAUCACCCACACAUGCAUUUUGCAAAAACAUAAGAUGUGAUACAGACCCCACUGGAGAAAGUUUUUAUAUUUAAGUUACAAUCCAGCUCUCUGCACACCUAAGAUUUAACCGAGGCUGUUGCAACCUUUGCAUACAUCGACAUUUGUCUCUACAGCCUCAUUAACAUACUUCAUACUCCAAGAAUGGCUAUAAAUCAAAUCACUUCACACCUCGAGUCUAAUUCUAACAAUGAAUGGGAAUCAAGAUAAUAGAGGCAGUCAAAGUUGAUACCCAGCCCUAACCAGCUAAAAAAAACUGAUUCACUGAAGUUCAAAUGUGUCAAUCAGGUCUGUCAUAGAGAUUUCUAUAAGAACCAGAUGAUCACUGGUGCCAAAUUUGAAUUGGCCGGUCAUGUAAGAGUGAAAUAAUCUCAAAGGUUUGUCUCUGAUUGAUCUAUCCUGCACUGAACUGUAUUCUAAUGAGCAUACCAUCUGCUUUCUGCAUGUGUCAUUGGACUGUUCAUAAAUGCCUGUUUGUUAAUGAGAAUGUUGCAUAGUUUUGUGUCUCUUAAACUUAGGUCCUCCCUCCUCCUCUGCCUCAUAAGAACCUGCUGUGCUGGAUACUAGUCUCCCUCCAUGUAGUUGGCUUGGAGUAAUCUUGUCAUUUCCUUUUUUUGAAAAGAACAAAAAAAAAAAAAAAAAAACACAUUUCUGUUUCUUCUGAAAAAUUAACAUUUUUGUGAGUUUAAGGGAGAAAUCUCUGGUUAGCCUGUGAACCAUUUCCAAUCAAGCUAAUGCCUCUGAAUCAAAGACUUUGACCCGUAUGAUUUGUGAAAGCAGAUGCCAUUGUUUGCCUUUUUUCUAUGAAUGUCCUGUCAAUGUGUUCUCCCUUAAACGUGUUGUAUGUUUUUUUUAGAGUGUCAUAUUUUACAUUCCUCCCCUCCUGACAGACGGGGGCAGUAAUAAUCAACACUAGUGAAAUCUUCUCUUUAUUAUUAUUAUUAUCAUACACAGAUUCUGUUGAUUUAUGUCUCUGAGUUGUUUGUUUUUUCUUUAUUUUUUCUCCUCCCCCCUCCUCAUUGCUCAUGUCUUGGUUGGCGUUUGGUGGUGUGUAACCGUGAUUGCGUUACCUUAGCAAUAACAAUUGGUCGUCUUGGUUACGUUUGUCCUCAAGAGGUGGCACCCAUGCUACAGCAGUUUAUAAGACCCUGGUGUGUAUUAUUCAAUCUUUUAUUUAAUUCAUCUUCUCUCUGCUUUCUUCUGAUCUCCUCUGUCGUCUGUCUCCUGUUGCUCCUUUUCUCUCCCCCUGUUGCUCUCCUCUCCUCACUUUCCUCUCAGAAAAAGUCUUUUCAGUUCUUUCUUUUCGUUUCUUAUCAGUUUGUAAUCAUUGCCAACCAUGUGACUAACCCUGUCCUCUUUUAGGUCCUACCUGUGAUUUGUUUUUCUUUGCCUCAGUAGCACCUUCAUGUAUUAUACAUUAAUUUGUUUAAUUUCUAGUUUUUUCGUCAUUGUUAAUUGUCGCUAACCUAAAAGAUGCAUGGGAUCAGAUUUGUCACAUGCCUUGCUGGUUCAACAACAGAGAAAGGGUGCAGUCUUUUGCUGCAAAAACAAAAACAAAAAAAAAGAAAGCAUUUCCUAAAUCCCUUUCUCGUUCAGUAGUCACCCAGCUGCAUGUGCCUGUCCCAAAAAAAAAAUGACCCCAAACCACUAGUCAAUCCUUUUAAAGACGUAAUGUUAUAUUCAAGGUGCUAUAGAUGAGCUUUUGCUGAACACACUGCUCAUAGACCAAAGUGAACGUAGGAGAAGUCAAAGUAGCUUUGUUUAAAGUGAAAAUGUUUGUUUUAUUUGAACCUGUUUUGUGUGCAUGCUUGACUUGUUGUGGUUGUAGCUCAGGACAUUAUAGACACAUUUUUUUCUCCUCACAUGGAUGAAAACAUAAAGUCUGAACUCAUGAGAAAGAAAUUAAGACACUUAAUCUAGGGCUGCACAAUUAAUCCGAUUUUGAUUGCGAUGGCAAAUUUGGCUUUGUAACGGGAUUGACGCGAUUAUUGACUAAAGCAAAGCAGAUUGAGGGCGAGAAGGGGCCUGAGGUCAGAAUAUCUUCAGUAUCUUGUUUGGCUUCACAAACCGUGACAAAGAAGGUCAGCAAGUUAACCACCUUAUUAGUCAGUCAAAGUUACUGUGAGCCAGGUCACAUGAACAGGGGUGUUAAAGCUCCUGUCAGGAGUUUUUAAACUCCUUAAAAAUAGACAAAAACUCCUAUCAGUGUCUUUUUAAAAUAUCCAGAAGCAAAUAAGACAAUCAGUGUUGAGACUGACAUUUUUAUUUCUGUAGUACCUAAAACAGGUGGGGUGCAAGCGGGUAGGUGUCAGUUUUCCACAUUUAACUCACAAAAAAAAUAUAUAUACUAUUAAAUAUUGGGAACUGUUUGUGAAAGGACAGUACUUAAGCAUGUAGAGGACAAGACAAGCAAAGACUAAUUUGUCCAUAAGUGGAGCCCAAAUUGACAUAAACAAAGGAUCGUCAGAGGAGCUUUAAAUACACAAGACCAAACACAAUCAUGGAAAUUAAAUGUAAUUAAUUGUAAUACAAAAUCCGGAUCAAAACCAACACAGCAGUGUUUGCAAAAUUAAGAAAAACGUGUCAGAUAAGACAAGAGCUUCUGCAGUGAAUGUGUAGAUUAGGACUUCAGACCUCUUUCCUUCUGGACAAGCUCACAGAGCUUCAUGAUCGAGCACACUGCUUGGUCAAUAGGCGAAUUUAACCAGUUGUGGAGCUGGUUAGGAGUCGAGCAUAAAUUACCUCAAUAACACCAAAUCCUGCUUCUCUUUAGCGUGCGUGCGUGCGUGCAUGCGUGCGUGCGUGCGUGCGUGUGUCAGUACAACAGAGGUCAUAGUGUAAAUGAGCAUUGGCGUGUUAAUGAUGAUCAUCUUGGUUAUAAUUGUGCAGCCCUAACUCAAACAUACAUUUGUACCGAGGAUUUUCACAGAUUUAAUCAUAGCUUAUCGUUAGGUUUGAGUAUGUGUAUGAAUUUCUUGCUUUAUGAGUUUUUUUCUUUUGUUUUGUUUUAUAUCCCUGAUAUUAAAUUUGCUCGUCACUCUCGUCAGGUGCUCUUCUCUGCGAAAUAUAAGAGACAACGAAGAGAAAGACUCUGCAUUCAGAGGAAUUUGCACUAUGAUCAGUGUAAAUCCAGGAGGUGUUGUGCAGGUGAGACUCACCUAAACGACAGAGUAUCAUGACUGUGUUUUGAGAGGCUCAACAAAACAAAAUGUUUUCUUCUCCUUGAACAGGACUUUAUAUUCUUUUGUGAUGCAGUGGCCUCCUGGGUAAAUCCAAAAGAAGAUCUCAGAGACAUGUUCUACAAGGUAAAGGCUGGAAAUGAACACUUCAAAACACAGGAGCAUCAAACUUAGUGAAAUAAACUGAACAGUGAUUGUAUUUGCUCAUGCAGUAAACCAGUAUGCCCCCUAGUGGCCAAAUGGAAGACCUGCAGUAUCUACAGUUAACACAUUUGCCAGGCACAGGAUCUAUUUUGAAAGGCAGCUCUCUCGGAUAACUUGGUAUGAACCUCUCUCGGUGUCUGGUUUCAGAUCCUCCACGGGUUUAAGAACCAGGUGGGCGAGGAAAACUGGAGGCGCUUCUCAGAUCAGUUCCCUUUGCCGCUGAAGGAACGGCUGGCAACCUUUUACGGGGUGUAACUGUUCCCACAGCAGUGUGCCUCAUUACUGGGGUCAGUGUCUAUAUUGAUAUCUAUGUUUUUCUAUAAAAUGUGCUGUUUACAGUAAAGAAGUGUCCCUGAGGAAUUGCAUGAAAUCCUUACAGAAAACUAGUUAUGGGCAUAGAUACAGUGAAAUGAUAUGUUGCACUAAGAAAGUUAUAAAUCAGUUUAUAUAUGAUGCUUUGUAAUUAUGUUAUUUGUACUGCUUUACAAUCAGCCAGAGGAUACAUUGCAACUUCAAAAUUUAGGGCCUGUGUCCACUGACAUCUGCUUUCUACCCUGUCAGCAUGAAAGUAAACUAUAUGCAUAAAAUGCAAGGUCAAAGUAGACAUUAAAACUUUUUGGAGCCUGAUAGGUAGAUUUUUUUUAAAUUAACUAUCAGCUAAAAAUAAGCACCGCAAGUGUUAAAAAAUAGACACAGGCCCUAAUGUUAGGAAACUAUCACAGCUUCAUGUAAAUUCCCAUAUCCGCAAAAGAAAAAUCACAGUUAAAGGUUGAAAUUAAGUUGUUUUGGAGCCUUAUAUGAAGAUUUUUUUAACCAAUACUAUCUUUAAAAAAAAAAAAGUAAUGGACACAGGCCCUAAUGUUAGGAAACUGACACAGCUUCAUGUAAAUUAACCAUAUCCGUAAAAAAAAUCACAGUUAAAGGUUGAAAUUAAGUUAUUUUGGAGCCUGAUGUGAAGAUUUUUUUUAACCAAUACUAUCUUUAAAAAAAAAAAGAAAAAAAGUAAUGGACACAGGCCCUAAUGUUAGAAAACUGACACAGCUUCAUGUAAAUUAACCAUAUCCCAAAGAAAUCACAGCUAAAAGUCAAAAUUAACUUGUUUUGGAGCUUGAUAUGAAGAUUUUUUAACCAUGAUUAGGCUGUUAUUGGUCAGACAUACAUGUAGAAAUGUACUGCACAUAGAUUAAAGCAAUAUACCUCCAUGUUCUGCUUUCAUUAGGAUUUUCUUAAAUUUGUCCUUGUGUAGAAUAACUCAUUUUUCAGUACGACACUAUCUCUGAAAAGGUUGAGGAUUUUGUUCAGUUUCAUGAAACACUGUGGGGUUUAUUUGUGUCGACACAGUCCCUUAGGAUGACUUUCUCUCUGUUUCCCCAGGUCAUCCGCCAUGGGAGACAACAUAGGGAACCUCUUUUACCCAGGGAACACGUUACCCUUUAUCGGGGGGAAGGGUCUGCCUGCUGAGGGGGAGGGAAGGGGUGCUGACCCCUCCCCGACCUGACGUACGGGGGUGGGAGGGAGGUGGUAGCUGCAGUGCUCAGUUCCCCCAUGCACAGGCAAGGUGGCGGGGAGGGAGGGACUGGCAGAACAACCUUAUCAUGGGAGGAAAAUUCAUCUUAUCACAUCUCUGUCAGAAACAAUGAACUUUAUUACCUUUUUUUCUCUCCAUUUAUCCCACAAGCAUCUUAUUUCCUGUUACCUGAGCUACUGAAAAGACAUGGGAGCAGAUAUGGAAUGAAAGUUGCAAAACUCUGUAAAGCAUUUGCUCUUUGAUUUAUGGUUAAGAGAGGAGCAGAAACAGUUUCUAGGAGCGGAUUCAUGGUAAUAUAAGCCAGGUUAUUGGCACUUUAUUCCUGUUAGGUCUGAAUUCUACCAGUGGAGUUAAGUUAGAGGUUCAUCAAGAGACACUUUCUCUAGAUAGCUUAAACCUAGCAGCUAAAGCUUGGAAACAUCAUAUUGGAAGAUGUAACCUGAAGGAUUUAGUUUUAAAAAUGCUGCAUAUCAACAAGAGUAAGUUAUCAUUAAUAGGUUUUCAGAUUAAUUUCAGUGAUCUUAUUCUUUAGCAGGGCAAAGGCUGUUAACCGUGUCACUAAAGAGCACAAGAGUUUCUUUUAAGAGCAGCUUCUCUGGGAGUUUGUAGCAUGCUUGUAUCAUUGUGAUAAGCUGUGGAACAUUAGUGAUGUGUGUUGCGUUUGAGAGCCGUCGUCAGCCCUGUGAUAAGGUUCUUCUUUAACCUUGUACUUUCUCUAUUUACACUUCUUUUUUCAUUUCCUUUUUACCAGAGUAUUACAGCAGUUUAGCUGUAGUGUAGCAUGACUGGGGUUUACACACGCGGAAAUUUUAGGAAAAUCUUGGCUGUGAUGUGACGUUGAGGUUCGGUUUUGUGGCGUGUACGUGUCCUGGUCGUUCAUCAGCAGGCAUUGCAGGAGCUUUAACUGCUUUACAAUCCUUUCUAUUUGUGAGGACGAGAAAUGAAGGAGAAGCACCAUGACGACACAAAUCCCGUCUUAGUGGUUUUUGUGAUUUUUUUCGGCUGUGAGAACCUUGCUGUCCAUCGAAUGAAUGUCCGAUGUGUUUCUUUCUAAAUGUUUUUUUUUUUUUUUUUUUCUUGGGUGUUUGGCUUCUUGUGCUAAAAGCAUGAUCUGGGGAUGACUGUAUAAUGUUUUGGGUGGUUGUGUUUUCGUGGGGUACUUGGAUGCUUUCAUCUCUUGCAUGUUGGUGGCCCCUCACACCCCAACACAUAGUGUGAACGGGGAAAAACCGGGAGGGAGGGGUGCUUCAAUUAAAAAACCACAUAUUAACCAUUAAUGUAUUACAACACUGGGGCUUUUAUAACGUCACAUUUCGUCGCUGGAGUCUCCUCCCUAAAAUUUUACCCCCAUAGCUGGAUGUAUAGUUUUUAAAUACUGUGAAACUACAACAAUGUUCUCGUCUCUGGUUGUGUUUGCGCUGUUCUAUUUUAUAAAGUGUGUAAGUGUUUGAGUUACAAACGGCCUGAAUGUAUUCCAUGAUGGGUUGGAGCGAUGGGAGGAUUUAGUUUGUCGGAUUGUUUUGUUUAUUUUUAUGCCCAGCCAGUAAUUUUUUUCUCUGCUGGACAGAGUAACAACUGCAGUAUUUAAACCCUUUGUGAUGCACAUUAUAAAUGCACUUAAGAUUUAAAUAGCAAGUGCAUUAAAUAAACAAUGUAGCCAAACCCUCGAAUAUGAGCUUAGUUUUCACAGAUUAAGGAAUUGCUGCUAAAAAUGUAUUUAACUAAUGCAAUAAAAAUGAGGUUAAGAGACUGUCAAGCAGUUUAGUGUCUUAGACAAAUAGUCACAAUGUGGAGUAUACGAAAUAACUGGUGUGUUAGAUUUAACAUUAAAAGUAGUAAUACAGGAUUUACAUAAUGCAUCAUGGAAUACAGAGGCAAAUACUUGUAUGUGCCACAUCAUUUUGUGUUUUGAAGUGAUUUUGUCUUGUCACAUUCCAGCUGUUUGGCAUGCAAAAAACAGAGCAAUUACAGCUUGUUGGGGUGUGUGUAUGUGUGUGCGCAAGAAGUCCCGUUAAAGGUCGACAAAACACGCACAACUAUCCCCACCAUUACUGUGCUGUAUUUCUGACUCGACUGCUGCUAUACAUUGUAGUUGUGUUUCACUACUUGAAUAUGUGUUUCCUAUGUGUUGACCUCAGGUUGUCUGUGUUCAGUGUUAUUUGUUUUAUCAUUUCCCCCCAAUGUGUAUGCCUUUUUCUGCAUCUCCUCUCAACAAACUAAAGAUUAGUUGAAGUCUUGCCCAUCAUAGUAGAAACGGAUAACCAUGGGUGUUAAUUAGUGUCCUUAUGUGUGCAGCACUGCUAGCUGAUUACAACUGCAAGGCAGGGGGAGUAUAACAUGGUAACUUGCACAUAGUCUAUGUGCUUUUAUUGUCAAAAGUGAUUGUUAUAAGACUAUGGUUAAUAUUUAGUGCACAUAAUGCCUUGAGAGCAAAUACUUUGUUGGCGUUUUGCAAUAGAUAUACAGUAUUCUGUAUCUAAAGAAACACCUAAUUUAAAUGCAAAGAAGUAGGUUGAAAACGUAAAAACAUUGUUACCAAACAUAAUGUUUGCAAAUAUCACUUUGACUUUCUAUGAAGCUUUAUUGAAAAAUUUGUAUUUUAUAAAGCACCCACCAAUAUUAAGGAAUGUCUAGUCAAUGAACUCCUGUAUUCUCAUUUAGCCUUCAAUCUUGAUUAGACGAUCUGCCUUCAUCUUUUUUGCUAAGAGAAGCAAAAACAUCAUUUUGAUAGACAUGGUUUGAUUUUCUUUUUUUUUUUAAUAAGCUGCUGAAUUUUAAAAAAGUAAUACUUUUGGGGCCACCAAAUAUUUUGGAUCAUGCAAAGAAUCUAUAUUGUACUGUAGUAAUUUUGUAAUAUUUGUAAGAUGAUAUAGUGGAUGUGACUGGUUACCAUUGCUUGAAUCUGUACAUUGUUCCAAUAAAUUGUUUACAUUAGUA